This is a messenger RNA of Aureobasidium melanogenum CBS 110374, 1548 nucleotides long. RefSeq lists its product as uncharacterized. The coding region runs from base 1 to 1548 and encodes 515 amino acids. The record is from RefSeq and is a predicted model, not a curated record. Lineage: Eukaryota; Fungi; Ascomycota; Dothideomycetes; Dothideales; Saccotheciaceae. The transcript has a single exon.
AUGCCUGAAGUCCUACAACACACCAGCCAGGAUGUACGCGAUCUCGAACUCCUGGACAGUGUCACUGGUUCUGCCGCAGCUUGUGCAAACAUCUCAAGAAAGCUAGAUGUAACCAGUCGAACCACAGCUGCCUGCUUGAGUGGCCCUCUGAGCCUCAUCGUCUCCGGAUUCAAUGCAAUGAGCCGCUCCUACAUAAGUUUGAAAAGCUUGCUUCAGCGUCGUGAGCCAGUCUGGAGCCAGAACGUUUUGCUCUCGAUUAAAUUCACGCAAGAGCGCUGUCAAAAGAUCGCUGCCGAGCUAUCAACCAUCCUCGGACAUUACGAUGAAUGGGACAUUGUGGCUGCAGAUGGUUCCUGUAGUCAUCUCAACAUGCUAUCGAAAAACCUGAAGGUGCUCGAGGGACAUCUCGACUUGCUUUCCGAAGCUCUCGAACUUGUGCCAGUGCUUCUCAGAAAGCCAGCCGAACAUGAAUCUCCUGACUCUAUCAUCAUACCUGACUGUCCAGAAGAAAGUUGGGACGAGGAAUUCCCAGCAGCCGAAUGGACGAAUUAUGAGGCUGCACAAGAACGUUACAGAAUCGCGGUUUACGCAGCACAAGAGAUGGGAAAAUGGUCUGCAAACUACGCAAGCUCUCUCGACACCGCACAAGAAACCCUUCUGUCGAUGAAGGAGCGUUCGAAGGAGUUGCUGGACUACCACGUAUCCCGUGAAUCGUUUCGAGGACAAAGUUUUCCUUCAUCAGUCUUGGAAGAGCUUCCGGACAUGGACGAUGAUACGUCGACUCAAUCAACCAUGGGCAUCAUGACCCCCACUGAAGAUUGGAGCGACCUGGGUAGCGAUACCACAGAGAGAGGUCGCGCACCCGCAAUCACCAGGCACAGCUUGCAGCGUUGCGGAUAUGCCACAGCCAGCUUCCUGAGACUGGCGGAGCAAAUCGAGUCCAGCUACAAUUACCGAUCGAUUAGUACCCCUGUUGACACUGAUGGCCUUGAACGCUCAUGCAAAGCGUUCAGCAAGCUGGCCAUCCACCUUACUGACAUUCUGCGUGCACCGAUGCCCUCUCGAGAACGUCACGCAAAUGAUUUGUUUGUCAAGAGAGAAGUCCUUUUUCCAGAUUACCAUUUUUGCAUCAGACAGUCAAGAGAGUUCUUGGCAUUGAACAACGAAAUCGAGCAGAGUUUCGGCCAUUUACCUGCAUCGAGCCCUGUGGACUUAGCCGAUAUUCAAGCUAUUCACGAAGCAUACGAAGGUCUCGUCGUCCAUUUUAUCCAGAGACUGAAUGUGCCGUGCCAGAAUGACUAUCCCACUUCUGUUCCUGUUCCGGUUGCGGGUACAACUCCAGCAUCACAUUCAGCUCCGGAGGUCUCAAUGCCAUUCAUGCCAGAAGAACAGAAAGAGGAAGUCCACAUCGACAAAGCUCUCGAAAUGCUUAUCAACAGUAUGGAGACCACACCAAUCGAGAGAGACAUCAUGAAGCUCGUGUUCCACUGGACCGUCCUGGAUGACUGCAACGGCUUCAAACGUGCAGAUGUGAUGAAGCUCAACUAG